Messenger RNA from Cygnus olor (mute swan), 1816 nucleotides. RefSeq names its product misato mitochondrial distribution and morphology regulator 1 (gene MSTO1). Gene Ontology annotation, biological process: mitochondrion distribution. The record is from RefSeq and is a predicted model, not a curated record. Lineage: Eukaryota; Metazoa; Chordata; Aves; Anseriformes; Anatidae. Gene Ontology annotation, cellular component: cytoplasm. The coding region runs from base 49 to 1737 and encodes 562 amino acids. The transcript is spliced from 14 exons.
UCGGGGCCCUGCCGUGACGCGCCUCCGGUUCCGCAGCCCGGCGGGGCGAUGGCGGCGGGGGAGGCGGUGACGCUGCAGCUGGGCCCCUACGCGGGCUGCGUGGGCUCCCACUGGUGGGGGCUGCAGGCCGCGGCGCCGCGCGGCUCCGCCGAGCUCGGCAGCGGGCCCCUGCUGCGGGCCGCGGGCGGCCGGGAGGAGAGCCGCACGCCGCGCCUCAUCGCGCUGGAGCUGAAAGGCGGCGUGGGCUCGCUGGGGCGCGGCGCCGCCUGCCCGGAGGCUCCGGCGGCCUGGCGCGGGGACGUGGCGAGCUACGUGGAGCAGCCGGCGGCCGGAGGCGCCUCGCCGCGGGACCGCGGGCGGCGGACGGGAGAUGCUUCUUCUGAUGGAAAGGGCAGCUCCGGCACUUCUCUUCAAGAUGCAUCUUCUGCCCCUGCGCAGCUCGAUGUUUCCCAGGAUGUUUACUCAGGCAGCAGCAUGCAGGUCUGGUCUGAUUACCUCAAUGUGCAGCUGCAUCCCCGGAGCAUCUAUGUCAUCCAGCAGUACAAUCACAACGGGGAGUCUGGUCGUCUAGAAGCCUUUGGACAAGGUGAAAGGCUCCUGCAAGAGCAUGGCUGCGUAGAGGAGCUGGAAGAUCGGUUGCACUUCUAUGUCGAAGAGUGUGAUUAUCUGCAGGGAUUUCAAGUCCUCUGUGACCUACACAGUGGGUUCUCUGGAGUUGGUGCCAAGGUGACAGAACUGCUCUACGAUGAGUAUUCAGGAAAAGGAAUCCUGACCUGGGGCUUGACUCCAGUCAUGCAUAACAUGGGGGAUUCUCAGAAGAACUUUUACAGGCUGAUGAACACAGCCCUAGGAAUUGUACACCUCUCCAGUCACAGCUCGCUGUUUUGCCCUAUGUCGCUCAAUGGGAGUCUAGGACUCAAGCCACAACCUCCCAUUACAUUUCCCUACAUAAACUAUGAUGCAUCACUUAACUACCACAGCAGUGCAAUUUUGGCAGCAGCACUUGAUACCCUUACUGUUCCUUACCGACUCUGUUCCUCUCGGGGCUCUAUGAUGCACCUUGCUGAAACACUUAAUUUCUCUGGGAGAAAGGUUGCAGCUGUGUGGGCUUCAGUUCCCUUUCCUGCUGUGUAUGGCCACUCGCUUCCAGAUGUUUUACACACAUACCAGCAGGAUCUGCCCUGGAAGCUGCUGUCUUCAUGUAGGGAGCAAAACGUCAGCUGCUGUUUUGCUCAGUCUGUUGUGCUAAGAGGAAUUUGCAAAGAAGGUCACAUCAGCAGCUGUCCAGGAAAGCAGCCUACUUCUCCACUCCAUGCUUUUGAGACAGCUGAACAAAUUCUGCAGCAGUAUUUACAUGCUGUGUUUCCUGGGGCAUUCAGCACAUUCCACGUUCUUGAGCAGCCGUGUAUGACCCGGCCUCCAUAUCCCCGUUUUUUUUCUCCUCUUCUGACCAGACAAGGCUUCCUCCUGGACAAACCUUCCAGUUAUUCUGCAGCAGCUGUCGAAAGUAUUCCUGUAUUAACAUCCCUGCAGUCUUCAUCUGUUCUGCACACGCUCCUCUACAGCUUAUACAAGGAUCUACAGAAGCUGAAUACUCGACGAUGGGCCAGCUUUUUCUCUGCAGGAGUUGAACAGGCUGACUUCCACGAGGCCGUAGAGGCACUAAGAACUCUAUCACAAUGCUAUGAGACAGGUUUUGGAGACGAUAAAUCUGAAGAUGAAACAGAUUCAGACUGACUCAUCUUUAUUACUGGAGAUAGGGGAAGGAAGAAUAUUCUUCAAGAUUGCUUUCAGAAUAAAAAAAAUGGUGCUUGAA